AUGUCGACCCCAAAAAUGAAGUAUGAGCUAUCGCCGACAGAAUCUCUCGCCGAGUCAUUUGACUCGGCCCCUGGUAGACCAUAUCCUUCAUUAUUCCAUCCAGAACAUAGCAUGGAACCACGACAAGCCAUGACUCCACAAUCAUUUGAUGAUGAGAGCAUGUUUGGUGAUGAUAUUGGUGAAAGUUUGUCUGGUACACCAGCACCAGAAAAGAAACCAGUUAAGAAGAGAAAGUCUUGGGGUCAACAAUUACCUGAACCCAAGACGAAUCUCCCUCCUAGAAAACGAGCAAAGACAGAAGAUGAAAAGGAGCAACGACGAGUUGAGCGAGUCCUUCGAAAUCGACGAGCGGCACAAUCAUCAAGAGAACGAAAGCGACAAGAGGUUGACGCUCUCGAAGCCGAAAAAAUACAAAUAGAGCGUAGAAAUCGUGAUUUAGAAUUAAUGUUGGCAGACAUGUCAUCUAGAUAUGCAACGGUCCUUCAAAAACUUGAAGAGGUCACUGGGGUCGCUGGCGGCAACCUCCCACCCACCUUUCUCCCUUCUGCCAUCGUAUCCACCCCAAGUCGGCAAGAAAAUUUCCACCGACAGUCUCCAAUCGCCCUCACGAAAGAUUUGUUUGCAGUGGAACAAGAAGCCUCCGUUAGACCACUGAUGACCCCACAAGCCAUUAGGGACACUCACAAUACCAUGCAAUCCGCCAUGGGAACGGUUGACCCAGCCUCCUUAUCACCACCACCAACAAUGGAACCCACGGAUGAAACCUCAUUCAACGCCAGUUCUUACAUGUCAGCUGAAAGAACAAAGGCCCUGGAUGAGUUCAUCCCAGACUUCCCUAAUUACUCAAAUUUUGGCAAUUACGUUAUGGAUCCAAAUGGGUUUAAUGGCUUUCUCGAACAUCCUGACUCCCUUGGAGCAGAUCAGACUUUCCUUGAGGAACGCCUCGAGCCUCUCAUCGACACCUUCAAUAACAGCUUUGAUAAUCUGGCUGACGACAACAACGGCACCAUUAACGAGUCCAUAUUCGACGAUUUCACUUACCAAGACGAGAUCACACAGUCUGCGCCCGAAGUUCACUCUUCGAGUUCGCUUGCUGAAAAGACUUCUAGCCUGCAGUCCCAACAUGGCGCGUCCUCUUCUGGAUGCGACGUUGGAGGCAAUGCGGUUAGCGUCUAA
Messenger RNA from Sclerotinia borealis F-4128, 1176 nucleotides. The record is from the annotation of a GenBank genome assembly. NCBI's taxonomy places the organism in Eukaryota, Fungi, Ascomycota, Leotiomycetes, Helotiales, Sclerotiniaceae.